This is a messenger RNA of Plasmodium cynomolgi strain B, 363 nucleotides long. RefSeq names its product 2-Cys peroxiredoxin. Gene Ontology annotation, molecular function: thioredoxin peroxidase activity. Gene Ontology annotation, cellular component: cytosol. The transcript has a single exon. The annotation marks the transcript as partial. Gene Ontology annotation, biological process: cellular response to stress; cell redox homeostasis; response to oxidative stress. The record is from RefSeq and is a predicted model, not a curated record. Lineage: Eukaryota; Apicomplexa; Aconoidasida; Haemosporida; Plasmodiidae.
AUGCCGACAUACGUAGGAAAAGAAGCCCCCUUUUUCAAAGCUGAGGCCGUUUUUGGAGAUAACUCCUUUGGAGAAGUGAAUUUAACACAGUUUAUCGGAAAGAAGUAUGUACUGUUAUAUUUUUACCCACUUGAUUUUACCUUCGUUUGCCCAUCAGAAAUAAUAGCAUUGGAUAAAGCCUUGGAUGCAUUUCACGAAAGGAAUGUAGAAUUGUUGGGAUGCAGUGUAGAUAGCAAAUACACACACCUUGCAUGGAAAAAAACCCCGCUGGAAAAAGGAGGCAUUGGCAAUAUCAAGCAUACCUUACUAUCUGACAUCACGAAAAGCAUUUCAAGAGACUACAACGUUCUCUUUGAUGAUAGC